Nilaparvata lugens (brown planthopper) is the source of this 2579-nucleotide messenger RNA. Its product is annotated as SWI/SNF-related matrix-associated actin-dependent regulator of chromatin subfamily B member 1. Gene Ontology annotation, molecular function: transcription coregulator activity. Gene Ontology annotation, cellular component: nucleus; nuclear chromosome. NCBI's taxonomy places the organism in Eukaryota, Metazoa, Arthropoda, Insecta, Hemiptera, Delphacidae. The record is from RefSeq and is a predicted model, not a curated record. Gene Ontology annotation, biological process: regulation of transcription by RNA polymerase II; chromatin remodeling.
CAACUGCAGAAAUACACAAACACAAGGAGCACAGUACAAACGCCGAGUGUUGGGUUAUUGUAAUUUUUGUGAAUUAUUCUAUUCUGUGGACUAUAUUGUUAUUAAAAAGUAUUUUGCAUUUUUCCAGUAACUUAUUGUGAAUAUAUUGUCAUUAAGAUAACUUGAGAUUGGAAUUAUGGCGAUUAGAACGUACGGAGACAAACCAAUAAGUUUUCAGAUAGAAGAAAAUGGAGAAUACUACUGUAUUGGAUCUGAAGUUGGAAAUUAUUUACGCCUCUUUCGAGGUUCUCUCUACAAAAGAUAUCCAGGUAUGUACCGAAGAACAAUUACUAAUGACGAAAGAAAGCGACUUAUAGACAUGGGUCUCAGUGCUCACUGCCUUGCCUCUAGUGUGUCUCUAUUGAGAGCAGCCGAAGUUGAAGAUAUUAUUGAAGGAAAUGAUGAAAAGUACAAAGCUGUUUCAGUGCACUCUUCAGAACCAUCUAUACCUAGAGAAUCAAAAUCAAAGAAGAGCAUGUCAUGGGUUCCAUCUUUGCCUACAAGUUCACUGGAUGCUGUUCCUCAAGCUACGCCAAUCAAUAGGAAUAGAGUCAACAGCAAGAAAGUUAGAACUUUUCCAUUAUGUUUUGAUGACACAGAUCCUCUAAUCAACCAUGAGAAUGCUGCACAACUUGAGCAACUAGUUCCGAUACGUUUAGACAUGGAACUCGAAGGACAGAAAUUGAGAGAUACUUUCACUUGGAAUAAAAACGAAACAUUGAUAACCCCAGAGCAGUUUGCCGAAGUUCUCUGCGACGAUCUAGAUCUGAACCCUGUCACAUUUGUACCUGCCAUAGCUCAGGCAAUCCGUCAACAAAUUGAAGGUUUCCCCACUGAUAAUAUUCUUGAUGAGCAAUGCGAACGUGUCAUUAUCAAGUUGAACAUCCACGUCGGGAAUACGUCUCUUGUCGAUCGUGAAUGGGACAUGAGUGAAAAGGAGAACAACGCAGAGACUUUUGCCAUGAAGUUGUGUGCAGAAUUGGGUCUAGGAGGAGAAUUUGUGACAGCAAUUGCCUAUUCUAUUCGAGGACAGUUGAGCUGGCACCAAAGGAUGUACGCCUUCAGUGACUCCCCCUUGCCAACUGUUGAGGUUCCAUUUCGACAGUCGUCAGAAGCUGACCAGUGGUCGCCAUUCCUUGAAACUCUCACCGAUGCCGAAAUGGAGAAGAAGAUUCGUGACCAGGACCGCAACACCCGACGUAUGAGGAGAUUAGCCAACACUACUCCGGGAUGGUGAGAUGAGAAGAAUUCUGCGGGCAAGUUGACCAAACUCCUCAAAAAGCCAGAGCCUGCAGAAAAAGUUUCAACUUGAACAGUGUGCCAAUUUUGAAGCACACUGAAAAUGCCGAAGUCUGUGAGAUAACUGAAAGAAUACGCAGAGAAACGCAGAAUAUCAACGCGGAAAGACAUUUUAAAGGACAAGGUUUAACAUUUGUUAGAAUGAAGUAAACAAUGUUUUAUAUAAUGAAUAAGGUGACAUAUUUUUACGUGUAUUAGUAAAUUUAUUAAUGGUAUAUUUCUUGAAUAAAUAUCAAGCAACCGAGGUAGUCAUGUAGGAUCCAUCAGUCAGAAAUUAUAAUUUUUUACUUGGAAUGCUAUCAUGUGUAAAUUUAUAAUUUUUAAUACGAUAUGUUAACAAUGUUACAAUCUGAAUGUAUGUUAACAUUAAUAGUUUAGUGAAAGGAAAAUAAUGUAUUUGAACGUUUCAUAUUAAUGGAUACAAUGUGAUAACACUGCUAUAGUGCUACAUACUUUAAUAAAUUAAAAUAAGCUUGACGUUAAUAUUUUGAGCUUUCUGUUAGUUUGAAUUUGAACUAUGGGGAAGUAAUUCGAAGAAAAUUAAGGUUAUCAAUAAUAUUUUCUUUAUUCAUUGGGAUCUUCAUGUUCUAUUGUAUUCCAAAGAUAGAUUAUUUUGACCAUCUCUAUUAGAAUAGCUAAGAUAAUCCUAUUUAUCUCGUUGGUAUCAUAAAUAGUAAUGCUCUAUACUACAAUCCAAGUGCAGUAGGUUCCUUUAACAAGCGACUUCAAAUUUUAUAUAUGGUCAGGGCUUAAUAUUAGAAAUAAAAGUGUCAGUAUAGAGAGGAUAUUAAAAUUAGGUUAUGUUUUAUUUUUUAAAAAAAAUUAUUUUUGACAAUUUUUAUGAAAAGAAAUCGAUUUAUUUUAUUUCUAUUAAAAGCACUAGGGUGUAUAACAUUUCUUCGAAAUUUCCUGAUCACUUUUCCAGUAAUUUUGAUCAGUUUAAGGUGCAGUAAAUACAGUAAAACGUUAUUGAAUAAAAUGAAUAAAUAUGUAAAGAAAAACGAUAUUGUCUGUACAAUAAUUACAGCAAUCUUUAAUAUCACUAAAGCUAAAAUUUCGUACUUGAUUCAAUCAUAAAUUGUAGUUUUUUUCUUAGUAGUUGAUGUGAAAUUGUUAUUCAUCUACGAUUGAAAGAUAUUGUACAGGAAUAUUGGAAUAAAUAAGCUAUUGUGUAAUUUUGUGUCAUACAUUUUUUUAUCAGUUUAUUAAAAGAUUUGAAAUAUAAUGAAAAUUUCAGUAAA